Messenger RNA from Clupea harengus (Atlantic herring), 1265 nucleotides. RefSeq lists its product as uncharacterized. NCBI's taxonomy places the organism in Eukaryota, Metazoa, Chordata, Actinopteri, Clupeiformes, Clupeidae. The record is from RefSeq and is a predicted model, not a curated record.
CCCAUGCACACUAGCAACUAUUUUUGUCUCAAGACUGUUGAGCUAGGAGGGCAGAAUGACAUGCAACCAGAGACACAACAGUUUAGACUGUUCAAGUCACUGUUAACGAUAACGGUAUUUUUUAUAAUGAUGUUCGGAUCUUAGCCCUACAUCUGAAAAACAGUUAGCCAACUGUAAUAACGGGAUCAGGAUUUCAUUCAGGCCUAUCUGUAAUUCAACCAUUCAUAAGGCAAUAGUUAGCCAACAACACCCAGAGCACUUCUCCAGAUGAGUCUGCUGAAGACAUAUUCUGACGGGAUGCUGAAACAAUCUCCUUCUUCACGUCCUGUGUUUCUCAGUGAUGGGGAUCUGACAGAGAUUCAGCUGCACUCAGUCGAAUCUAUAAAUGACUUGCACAGAAACCACUCUGAGCAACCUCAAAAAGCAGCGUCAGGAGGCAGACCACCCCUACUCCCCUUUGCUCUUCCCUCCAACGGGAAUGUGUCAACCUCGGUUCUCAGACCUUCUGCUCGUCAAACAAAUCAGCCCCCCAAUGAGGCUCAGAAGUAUUACCCGCGAAUCCUCAUAUACGCCAGCCUCAGCCUCCUCCUCAUCACCCUCGCUGUCAUCCUCUUUGUCGUAGUCAAGCAGGCGAGUACAGUGAGCUCCCUUUCUGAGGUGCUGCUGCAGCAUCUGGGCCAGUUUCAGGAGGUGUCCCAGCUCAAACACAAACUGCAGCUCCUGGAGAGGAACCUCAGCACCACAGGACACUGAUACCAUACUCUGGCAAUCUCCUCUCCAACCACACAAGACCACACAGUCUGCAGUACAACCUGCCCACCAGCUCAGUCUACCAUACUCACAACACUAUUCAAUCUCUGUAACCUGCCCCCCAGCUCAGUCUACCAUAUUCACAACACUGUUCAAUCUCUGUAACCUGCCCCCCAACUCAGUCUACCAUACUCACAACACUGUUCAAUCUCUGUAACCUGCCCUCCAGCUCAGUCUACCAUAUUCACAACACUGUUCAAUCUCUGUGUAGACAUCUGAUGAUCAUUACCGCCUUAGGCCGGGGUGGAAGAUUUGUGCCUAACUGUACACUGGUGUGUGUGUGUGUUUUGUGCCUAACUGUACACUGGUGUGUGUGUGCGUUUUGUGCCUAACUGUACACUGGUGUGUGUGUGCGUUUUCUAACUACUAGGACCAUGCUCUCUCUUGGAGCUACUUUUGCAUUCAUGUUAUACAGUGACUUGUGGUGUCCCUUUGAUAAUAAACUGUAGAAAAUA